Messenger RNA from Micropterus dolomieu (smallmouth bass), 2205 nucleotides. It is a transcript of the gene serpina10b, whose product is annotated as serpin peptidase inhibitor, clade A (alpha-1 antiproteinase, antitrypsin), member 10b. The record is from RefSeq and is a predicted model, not a curated record. NCBI's taxonomy places the organism in Eukaryota, Metazoa, Chordata, Actinopteri, Centrarchiformes, Centrarchidae. Gene Ontology annotation, biological process: negative regulation of endopeptidase activity; blood coagulation. The coding region runs from base 739 to 2022 and encodes 427 amino acids. Gene Ontology annotation, molecular function: serine-type endopeptidase inhibitor activity. The transcript is spliced from 5 exons.
UAUAUAUAUAUAUAUAUAUAUAUAUAUAUAUAAAUAUAAUUUCUUUUUGUCAUUGUUUCUGACCAUGUCUUGUUUUAGAAACUCUCUAAUAUCCAAUACAAACUUCAUUGCAGUCCUAAAAAAAAAAAAAAAACGUGGUUACAAACGCGCAAUGAAUAGACCACAUUACAGCAUUACAACAGUGAAAUUUGUUUACAGUUAUUAUGUUUUCUGGAACCAAUGACCAUUCAGCAUGGAUAUAUAUUGAUGUCUCCACAAAAGUAUUGGAUGUCAUGCAAUGUUUGACUUGUGCUGGAUGAACUCCAAGAAGAUUCUGUGAUUUCGUUACUGUUUUUCUUUCCUUUGGAUCUUUAAAAUGCACUUGUGAAAGAGUAUAAAAUGUUGGCUGUUGGGUUUAUAUCAUUACAUUAUUUUCAGUCACUACAUCCUUACAAUAAGUACGCAUUGUUUUUAUUAUAUUUCACAUGUUACCAUAGCACAUUCUUUCAUUUAAUGUAUCAGUUCUUGCUCCAGGAUUAAAGUGACAUUCACUCCUCCUGAAGUUUCUCACGUGUCAUUUUUUGUGACUUAACAUUAAUAUGCAGUUAUUGAUGGUUCUUGUUUUGUCACCUCUGAAAAAGAGGUCCUGAAUGUUUAAAAAACAGCUCUGACUCCAUUUGGAACAAGACAACAGGCGGUAUGUGUUGGUUAAUAUGUAACGCUCAGAGCACACUUGCACUUUGUUUCCCCAAAUAAUAGAUGGAGCUUUCAGACGUAAUCGUGCCCAAGUGGAAUGGUUGUGCACCCAAACCUUCUUCGACUCAAAAUAUGGUGGUACACAAAAUGAAGAUGGGAUUUAUUUUCAUUGUAACCAUGUGCUUCCUUGCUCCUGUCCACCAAGCACACCUUCCAAGUGCCACCAUCUCAGAUCUUUCCUUCAAAAAUGUGGACUUUGCCAUGGACCUCUACAGGAAAAUAUCCACCUACCAUGACAAGAACAUCUUCUUCUCACCUCUGAGCGUCUCUACUAGCUUUGCUGCUCUCUUAAUGGCAUCUGAUGGUGUCACACAUGAGGAAUUACUCAAGGGACUCAACCUGGAGCAACUGGAGCGGGAUGACCAGCCCGAUCUUAUCCCAAAACUCUUUCAACUCCUUAAUGACAACAUCACACAGAAUGGAUCGCUGAAACUGGACCAAGGCAUGGCUCUCUUUAUGCACUGGCAAUUUGGGUUGGAGAAGACAUUUGAGGACCAAAUCAAGAAAUUUUUUGACGCUGACAUCAAAAGAAUUGACUUUGCGGACACAAAAGGGAGUAUCCGCUUCAUCAAUGAGUAUAUCAAGCGCAAGACGGAGGACAAAGUGACAGAGAUGAUUUCCUCCCUGGAUGCACUAACCCAACUCAUGUUAAUCAACACAAUUUUCUUCCAGGGAGCCUGGCAGAUGCCUUUCAACCCCAAUUUCACUGAAAAUGCACCCUUCUACAUUGACAACUAUAGUGUUGUGCAAGUGCAGAUGAUGUUUAAAGAAGAUAAGUUCUACACAAUAGACGAUAUCCCUCUUGGUGCCAGAGUGCUGAAGCUACCAUACCAGGAAGGAGUUUCCAUGCUUAUCCUUCUACCCAACAAAGGCAUAGACUACACUGCAAUUGAUGAUGAGAUCACUGCUGAGAGGUUCCUCAGCUGGAUCAGAAAGCUGCAAAAAAUCAAACUGGAAGUCAACAUGCCCAAAUUCAAGAUGGAGCAGUCGUAUUCCCUGCACAAUCUUCUACCAGAUAUGGGCAUGGCCAGUGUCUUCAGUAAUUCAGCCAAUUUGACAAAGCUGAGUAAGGAUGAAGGGCUCAAAGUGUCAGAGGUGCUGCACAAGGCUGUGAUUGAGGUGGAUGAGACAGGGACCACUGCAGCUGCUGCCACCACAAGUGGCAUUAUUGCAUAUUCCUUACCCAGGACCUUCAUUGUCAACAGACCAUUUUUCUUCUUCAUAUACCAUGAAGACACAAAUUGUCUGCUGUUCAUGGGCAGGGUGAUCAACCCCACCGAAAACUAGCAGUCAUGACUUCAUGACAUGUACUGUUGAAGUUCUGAAGUGUUUGCAUAUGACACUGUGUUUAUUCAGGCUUUUAAAAGGUUUAUUUUAAUGCAUUUUUAAGCUUAAAUCUGGCUUAGAAUGCAUGUUCUAGUCUGUUUGUAAGCCUGUGUGAUCCCUAAUAAUAAAGAAUUUACAUAUUAA